AUGGGCAUCAUUACUGUUUCUCUGCAAUCUCCUAAUAGCUUUAAUUUAGUCAUAUACAGGUAUAUUUAUAAUGAUUUGCUUUUGCUGUCUCUCUGCACAAAAAUUGCCUGUUAGUAAGUAUAAUCAGUAUGAUUCAUAUUUAUUGCUACUUUAAACAAAGUGUAAAAAGUAUUUAAUGGUCUAUUUGUGUACAAGUUCCCCUGUUCAGGUUUCAUGUGGUGAGUUUUAUACUCUCUCCCCCCAGUGUUUUCAAGGAGAAGCGAAUCCUUCAGAAGGUUACCAGCGCAGAGCACCCAUUCCUGGUUUCCUUAUACGCCACAUUCCAGAGUGAGAAUCACCUCUUUUUUGUCAUGGAAUAUCUUCCUGGAGGUGAUCUGUGCCAUCUGCUCGAGCAUCAAGGAGCAUUUGAGGAGUCAAAAGCCAUGUAAGUGGGAAUUAGGGAUUAGGAUUCAGGGUUGAUCCAUGUGAAAUACUGGGGUGUCUGACUGGUAGAGAGUCCUGGCACACUGAGAAUCUUAUUUAUAUAGAGUAGCAUUCACAUAUAUGUCCUAAAUCUAUCAAAUCACUCAUUGAAUUAUUUUCCUCUUUAUGUAGGUUUUACACUGCCUGUGUAGUCCUCGGCCUGGAGGAAUUGCACCGGAACAAUAUUGUUCAUAGGUAAGUGUUACAGCUCUUAUAGCACUGUACAAAUCACAUUAUCCAAUAUAAAAUAAAGAAUGAUGUAAUUUAUCUGUGUCUUCCCCUCGCUAUAAUGUCUGCUAUUAAAUAAUUUUCAUUUUUCUUUAAAUUCAGAGACUUGAAACUGGAAAAUCUAAUGGUCGAUGUGCAUGGCUAUCUGAAAAUCGUGGAUUUUGGCCUGAGCAAAGAUGGUUUCAGAUAUGGAGAUCGCAGUAAGACCCGGUGCGGAACAAACUGCUACAUGGCCCCAGAGAUCAUUGAUGAGAUGGCAUACAGCAGGGCCGUUGACUGGUGGGCCCUUGGGGUUGUGUUAUAUGUCAUGAUCAUGUUCCAGUUCCCAUUUGAUGCAGAAGAUGACAUGGAAUUAUUUGAGAGCAUCAGGAACAACAAACCUGCCCUGACAGAGGAAUUGUCAGAGGAAGCUCAGUGCCUAAUACUAAGAGUAAGUGGAUGAUUUGGCUGUGGGACUGGGAUGGGGCCUGAUGGUUCUGUCAAUUUAACAAUUUUACCUUUAUUUUAGUUACUGGAGAAAAAUCCAUGUCAUCGCCUCGGAUCCAGCGAGACUGGUGCUGAAGAGGUUAAAGCCCAUGAAUUCUUUGAAGAUAUUGAUUGGGAAGAAUUUCUUGAAAGAGAACUGAUGCCUCCAUUUAAACCAGAUGUCAGUGGCCUUACAGAGAGUACCAGGCAAUCUGAAUGCCAAGCCUGGGGAUUAAUGCCGCCAGCUGAAGCGAUAUCAGCAGAAGCAGAAGCGUUAUUUGAAGGAUUCGACUAUUCAGCUGAGUGAGAGGCAAUUGCAAGGGGCAGAUAUAUGACUGGAAAGGGCGGGUGGAGGGCCAGUCCAUAUACAAAUCAGAAGCCCCAUUGACUUAAAGUUAAUAUCAGAUGCCCCAAGUCAUCAGUUUCUGAAGGAACAGUCUAAUGGUGGCGCCAAAGUAUCUGUACAUCAGCCUUAAGGGGCAGAGUUCUGGACUGAGAUUCAAAAGAGACCCUGACAUUUCAAGUACAAAGAGAUCCAAACAGCCCCCUGUGGCAUUUGCCAGAAUCUACAGAUUGCCACUCCGGGCCUGACCUGAUUGUAAAGGAACAGCCUAAUGGUGGAACAACAGUAUCUGCAGGUGGCGCCAGAGUAUCUGUACAUCAGCCCUGAAGAGCAGAGUCAUUCAAGAGUCAAUGAGUGAGAUACAGACUGUUGGAAGGGGCAAAUAUAUGACUGGAGCACAGU
Xenopus tropicalis (tropical clawed frog) is the source of this 1900-nucleotide messenger RNA. Its product is annotated as protein kinase C-like. Lineage: Eukaryota; Metazoa; Chordata; Amphibia; Anura; Pipidae. The record is from RefSeq and is a predicted model, not a curated record. The coding region runs from base 815 to 1132 and encodes 105 amino acids. Gene Ontology annotation, molecular function: ATP binding. The transcript has 4 exons.